Molecule: messenger RNA, 348 nt
Organism: Staurois parvus
Lineage: Eukaryota; Metazoa; Chordata; Amphibia; Anura; Ranidae
Source: the annotation of a GenBank genome assembly
UGGGCCCCCCGGGCAACAGGGGAUCAUAGGGCCCCUGUGUCCUUGCCCAAACUCAAAAAAGCCUAUGAAAAAGGUACCAGGAGCAUCUCAUGGGGCCCCCUAUUAACCCCGGACCCUCAGGCAAGUUCACGGAAUAUAUGUAUGGCUGAUAUUGGAAGGAGGCACCCAAGCAGGGGCGGACUGACAACUCAUGGGGCCCCCGGGCAAUAGGUGAUCAUGGGGCCCCUGUGUCCUUGCCCAAACUCAAAAAAGCCUAUGAAAAAGGUACCAGGGGCAUCUCAUGGGGCCCCCUACUGACCCCGGGCCCUCGGGCAGUGCCCGAGUUUCCAAAUGGUCAGUCCGCCUCUG